GAGCUGGGCCGUGUUCCUGCCACAUCCUCAGAUCCCCUCCACUCCCCUCUCUCUGCACGGAGGGAGGCAGCUGCGGCAGCAGCAGCACCACCAGCACCACCAGCGUGUGGGGAGUGGGCACUGCUGUCUCCGACCAGCUCCCUGAUCCUGCUAGACCAUCUGCCCUAGGCUCAAAGCUGUUCCACAGGCACCAUGCGGAGCGCCCUGCUGUUUGCAGCCAUUCUGGCUGUUAGCCUGGCUUACAGUUUUGGGGCUGUCUGUGAGGACUCACAGGAGCAGGUGGUGCCCGGUGGGGGCCACGACAAGAAGGACUUGGACCUCUACCAGCUGCCCCCUUCAUUGCUCCGGAAACUCUAUGACAGCCGCUCAGUCUCUCUGGGUGGAUUGCUGAAAAUGCUGAGCAAGGCUAGCAUGGAUUCCAUUCCCCAGUUACACAUUGUUCUUGCUUUCAUAGAUCCUAAGGAAUCGCCACUUCCCCAGAAACGUGACAUGCACGACUUCUUUGUGGGACUUAUGGGCAAGAGGAACAGCCAGCCAGACACUUCUAUUGAUGUAAACCAAGAGAACGUCCCCAGCUUUGGCACCCUCAAGUAUCCCCCCAAUGUGGAAUGAGCACUCCACUUCUGGACUCAUGGGCUGCAUCAUAGAGACACCUGUCCCCUCUCCCAACCCCCAGCUGCAUGUGCUCUGGUUCCCUUUCUUUUCCCCAGCCUUGUAACACUGCUGUGCUGUGAAUCCUUCCCCAUCUCUCUCCCCCUCUCCCCUAAUGGAGAAAUGCAGAGUGAGCAUCCUCAGUCCCAGUGGGCAUCGACUAUAGAUCCCCUUGGAUAAGGUUAGUGUCUACACUUAAAAACAUGACAUCUCUUUCCACUCCUCAACAAUAAAGGAUAUUCACAUAUGA
Messenger RNA from Suricata suricatta (meerkat), 901 nucleotides. RefSeq names its product tachykinin precursor 3 (gene TAC3). Bases 193 to 612 code for a protein of 139 amino acids. Gene Ontology annotation, biological process: positive regulation of blood pressure; tachykinin receptor signaling pathway. The transcript is spliced from 7 exons. NCBI's taxonomy places the organism in Eukaryota, Metazoa, Chordata, Mammalia, Carnivora, Herpestidae. The record is from RefSeq and is a predicted model, not a curated record.